Tripterygium wilfordii is the source of this 713-nucleotide messenger RNA. RefSeq lists its product as uncharacterized. Lineage: Eukaryota; Viridiplantae; Streptophyta; Magnoliopsida; Celastrales; Celastraceae. The transcript has 2 exons. The record is from RefSeq and is a predicted model, not a curated record. Bases 153 to 572 code for a protein of 139 amino acids.
CUGAUAUGGACGGUCAAGAUGUAUAAUAGCAGAACUUUACUGUAGUAGGAGAGCCGGGUCCCAGAAGAACACUGAAAGGUGCCGUUUAAUGUCAAGAGCGCUCGAAGAAACGGGGCGUUUAGGCGAACCUCCGCUUAUUAAUCACUUUGGGGAUGUUCGUUCCAAUCAGAGCAGAGGCAUCAAUGGCGAGGUGGAUUGGCGGAACCUUGAUUAGGCACUUUUCAGCGAAGCCAAAACUUCCGAAGCCGAAGAUGAAACCGAUAGAGCUCAAUACACCACCGGAGCACACGCAAACGAUCACAAGAGCUAUAUUUGACAUAGUGAAGGAACACGGCCCUCUCACUGUCGGCCAAACCUGGGAUCGCGUCAAGGAAGUUGGGUUAAAAGGAUUGACGGGCAAAAGCCACAUGAAGAUAGUAUUGAGAUGGAUGAGGGAGAGACAGAAGCUUAGGCUGAUCUGCAACCAUGUCGGGCCUCACAAGCAAUUUCUAUAUACCGCUUGGUUUACAAAGAGUCACAUCAAGGAGCCAAAACGAGUAGACAGGAAUUCUUUAGGACCAAAGGCGCCUUGAGAUUAGCUAGUGCCAAGCAUGUAAACCUAUUAUUUUCACCUCACCAUCUUGUUAUGUUACAUUGAUGAACUUCAGUUUCAAUCUGGCAAAUUCCAGUUGGUGAAGCUAAUUGAUGUAGUCGAUUCGACUAGAUUUUUGUUA